AUGCACGUGCCAAUACACGCAAAAUAUUGGUUGAAACGGCGACGGUUGAAUACGCUGUCUUCAACGUCGUCGACCCCUCCUCGUGCCUCUGCACAGGACGGCACUGGAGCUUCGCCAUCUCGUCUCAAUUCGACGAGAUCAUCUCCUGUAUCGAGUGCUUCCACGAUCGACGACGACGGUGAGUCGUCUCCGGUGCUCCCACCGCUCCCGGCCCCCAAGCUACCGGGACGGGUAUCCGAAUAUCUUAGGACGCCGCCUUCUAAUCGCAGCACCGAAAGGGAUUCGCAAUACGUCACCGCUAGCUGGGGUUCACCGUACCCAGAAGCUGAUAGCGACCAUUUUCGCCGACUGAGCUUCAGUAGCGAGACUUCAGAAGAUUCUCCGUUGCAUCAGCUCGAGAUUAAUACCCCUUUCCUCCGCCCGGCUCCGUUGAUCGCAACAACUGAGUCUGAACGCCCUUCUUCAUCUCUUUCUGGUACUGCCGCCGUGCUUGCGAAUCGUGCCCGACGCCCUCCACGGGGGAUCACGGAAGAUUGGAUCCGGCAACAUACCACUAGUGACCUAACUUCUGAACACCGUCACUGGCUCAGUGACGGGACCGACGAUAGUGAGCCCUCUUCAGUGAGAAGCUCCAUUACAGGCGAAGACGUGAGUUGGUUUGACGAAUCCGAUCCUAGGACCCCACGGCCUCCGCGAUUACGAGCCAUUCCUCAUCCUUCUCGAGUCCCUAGCCAGGUGUCUCGACAUCUACCACGGAAACGGUCCAGCAACGAGACCUUGAAACAGGCAGUUUUGAACCGACGUGUCGUUAGCAGAACCUCCAAUAUGGACGCGCUUGAAGUAGAAAGAAGCGGUCAGGAUGCUGCUAGCAUCCACACCAUAGAGUCUCUGUCAGAGGCAGCAACAAGAACAGAUACCCCUAGAAGUGAUCAAUUGAGUGCGAAUGGAUCAGUAACAACAGGAUUUCACGAACCUCCAGCUACGCCCGCAAAACCCGCGAAAGUCGUUACGGGACGCACACCCCGCCCUAAGAAGAAAGUACCAUGGAAAGGGAAGAACAUAUUGGUAUGUUUACCGUGGGAUGAGGAACGAGGUCAGCCUGGUAAAGGACCAAUACCUCUAGGUGCAACAGAGGUGAAAUCAAUGCUGCGAUCCUGGGAAGAGUUGGGGUACAAUAUUCGUGGUUUUGACUUGGAAGGAGCUCACGCUCCUUUGGAUCCCCUCGAUACUUAUUCACAAAGUAGAGGCGAAUGGCCUGAUUCCGAAGAUGUUACCCAUGAACGAUCCCAACAUCAAUAUCAGGUGACGCUUCCGGAUUUGAACGCGUGGAAAAACUACGUCAAUGAACUGCAGGAGGCUAAGCUCAGGGCGCUUGGUGUGUCCUUCGGCGAUGAUGAAGCUGGCCCUGCAUCCUCCAUAUCUCCGGUGGCGUCGAACAUGAGUCGGCAAACUUCAAAUCAAUACCCCCAGUUGCCAUUCUCUCCGCCUUUACCGGCAACUUCAACUGGUAGCAAUGGGCAGGCAUUCGCUUUCCCGCCUCCUUUCCUUUCCGGCCAUGGCUCAUCCGCCCAAAGCCCUGCGAUAGGCUCAAUUCCCUCUCCGGCAUCUUUCAAUGGCAUGCAUGGCAAAUUCAACCCUCGUGCAUCGAUUUCCAUAUCACCACAUGAGCUUCCCUUCCAUUUCGCACAACAUUCGCCUCAUGCUUGGUCUCCGCAAAUGCUACUACAUCAACAACUUGGCCGUAGUGGCUCACCUUCUCUCCUAAACCUGAACUCUCUAGUGUCGCCAAACUCGCCCUUUCAGCGUGAUGGCAUACCUUCGCCGGCUGGUGUUCAUCAAAGACACCAGUCUUUACAGUUCCCAAUGCUUCCGCAUCAAUUCCUUCAUAGAGCGGACUCGGCUAGAGCAUCGCCCCGGCUGCAAGAACUUCGCGAGGUUGAAGAAGAGACGCAAAGUAACCCGUAUGAGGAGAAGAGCCCAGUCAAAACUUCAGAGCCCACCCAGCAGUUCAUACGUCACAAUGCCAGUGCUAGCCUCCAAAAGGAGAUUGAUGAUGCUGAAUAUCAUCUUGAAGAACAAUUCCGUUCUCAGCUAGAGCACGAAGACUACAGCCCACAUAAUGAGUGUGAGAAAGCGGAGGAAGAGACGGUCCAAGAACAAGCAGAGCCGCCUUCUGCUUCGCAUACGAGGGGACCCUCAGUACACUUUGGCAACUUUGGAAAUGACUCUGAUGAAGGACCCAAACUUCACCACCCACAACCUCAUAGUCGCGGCCACUCUCUUUCUCAAGCAGCCUACUAUGAUGAGCAGACACGAGAUAGUACUGAUGAAGGGAGCAGCAAUAAAAAGCAGCCAGCCGGUCUGAACAUCGCUAAUGGUGACAGCUCGUAUGAAGUCGAGACAAAUCCCAGCAAUAUAGGAACUCCAAGCCAAUCUUUUGACAUGGUAAACCAAUUACAUGAGAGGGCAUUCUCGACGACAAACCCGUGGGCCAAUGAGCGUUCUUCUGAUAGCAAGGGAGCUUCUCGCCAUACAAGCCAUACUAGCAAGCCUUCUCUAUCCAAGUUGAACGCUGGAGCAGCCGAGUUCAAAUUUAACCCUAAGAGUAGUUUUACUCCUGGUCAAUUUGUCUUUGGCGGCAACAAUGCGCAGCCGACUACAUUCCAGGCCCCGUCAUUUACCCCGAAUGCCCAUUCUGCUACUUCGAGUCACUUCAGCGUGCCCUCAACAUCGUCAUCUUCUAAGCUUAAGAUCAAUGCUUCAGCGCCAGCAUUCUCACCUCGUAAGGGAGAGUUCAACUUCUCUACCUCUGGGCCAAAGUUCAACCCUGUCGCUCCUACUUUCCAACCUCUAAAGUCAUUUGCUUCAUCUGUUACAAGUGGAGGGGCUUCUGGUAAUGACAGCGCCGAUACUCGCGCGGCUAGCAUUUUUAGCAAGAUUGAUUUGAAGAGCGCGGAAUUCGUUAAGCCUGUUAAGAGCUCAAAGGCUAUUCCUAUUCUGCGCCCACCUAGCCAACACUCUCCCGCCGUUCCAUCCCCGGGCGCUGCUAAUGAAGAUUCCACCCGGACGAGGAAGAAGUUCAGAGAAGACCAUGGCGAUGGUGACGAGGUACCCAUAUUUGCUGAGCCUAUACCAGAACCAGAGAAUGCGCCUGAGACAGAAGCCAAUACCCCUGUAUCCGAAACAGCAGAGUCUGUAAAGGAGGAUACCCUCGACGAAGAGAAUCUUCCUGCGCAUGAGAAGAUAGAGGAUGACGAAAAUGCCAACGUAGGCGAUACAACAUUUGCUUCUACCAUUCUGUCGGAAUCAACAGAUGGGAAGUUGCACUCGGAGUCGAACGAUACGAAAGCCACAACAAGCCCUUCGGCAACUUCCCCUGACCAGGACAAGUCUAACUGGAAGCCUUUCGAAUUUAGUAACCCGACAGAGAUUCAGGACUUCAACAAUGCUAGGCCAUUUGGGGAUGAGGAGCCUUCGUUUCACAAGGAGCACAAAAAGAGUCUUUCGGCUACCGCUCAUCCUUUCGUGCCUGGGUCUUUUACAUUCGGUGCUAUCAAUCCUAUAGCUGCUCCGUUCGAGCCUGCAAUCAAGACGCCGCCAUUCCAGAUGAGCGGACAAGAGGAUGAAUCCGUCGAUGAUCGUGCUGGCUCGCCUACCCCUGGGCCAGACCUACAACCUACUGCUGGACCUCAGCCUGAGCCGAUCUUCAAGAUUCAACCUACAAUUUCGGUGCCUGUAUCUCCUCUGCCUGCAAAGGGCCUUGGCGUGUCGCGAUUCGCAUCUCCCCCGCCUGCUCCAAAGGGCUUGAGAGCAUCAAGAUUUGCGACCACGCCUUCGCCACAACCGAACUCGGCCGAGCUGACUGUCUCUCAGCAUGCUGCUACACCGUCUACACCGUCUCCGAUGUCUCAGAAGACUUCGCAUCUUCCUGAUGCGUUGGUAAGUCCUCCAUCAGACGCAGGCUCCGAGUCGAGAGGCGACAGUACCGAAAACCUCACGUUCAAACAGAUUGACGAGGUGAUGCAUCACCUCAAUAAACAUGACCCCACAAUGGGAGUUAAUAGAAGCGGGACGCCUGCUGGGAGUCGCCUACCUAGCCCCAGCCCUAUGCGGAACUCUGCAGUCGCCGCUAUCGCAAAAUCAUCACAGGUACCGUCCCGAAGUGACGCACCGAGCCCAAGUCCUCGACAAUACCUCACCUUACCCAAGCAAGCUUCGACUCCAAGAUCAUCAACGGAGUUGGAGGAUCCCUUUGUUGAUCCUCCACAGAGUGUUGUCUCGCAAUCAUUCGACGGUGCAGUUCAUCGGCUUAAUGCUGGAGAAAAUCUUCCGGAAAGUGAAUGGGAUGAUGCAUUCAGUGCUAACGAGCAAGAAAAGCUUGAGCAACGUGUCCAGUACUUCGAUGGGCGUGUUCACGAUGUUGUCGGCAAUCUCCUGGCUUCCAGACUUGAUCCUCUCGAAAGGACUCUUGGCUCUAUUGAGCAUGUCUUGGGCGGCCUAGCUCGUAGAGCACCAUCUACUCGACGUGACAGACGCAGUAUAUCUGCUGAGGUCCAAGAAAGUGAUGCGGAUGACGAAGACGAUGACGAGCCUGUUCGUCGCUCGUCGAGCCCUAGAAGGGACAAGAAGAUGGAACAGAUUCGUAUUGCUGUAUUGGAUGCUCUAAACCAGCAGCAAACCAUGCGUACCCUUCAGGCUGCUCAACUAGAGUCCGUUGAACAGGAUCCCGCCAAGGAAGACUUAACAAUGGUUAAAGCCCUGGAGCAAAUGAAGCAAGAGCUCAGCCAGACGUUGCGAUCGGAAUUCCGUGGUGAAGAUAUUCGGAACAUGGUGGAAGAAGCAGUUGGAUGCAUUGUGAUUCCACCACCUCAACCGCUUAUCAAAGACGACGACGAAGCCAACGCUAAGUUGUCUGAAAUGCAAUCAAGAAUGAAGGAGCUCGAGCAACGACUACGUACCGAAGAGAGCAGAAACGAAACUGAGCGCUCAAGAGUCCUCGAACUUGAGGAACGUCUCCGAACCGCAGACAGUAGAUACGACAAUGAAACGACAAUGAGGCGUAGUGCCGAAGAUCGAGCUGCUAAGGUUCAACAACAGUUAGAACAAGCAGAGACAAAGGUAGAGGUUGAAAUCAUGAACCGUAGCAUUUUUGACCAACGGAUCCAUGACCUUGAGGAUCGACUCAGACAUCAGGAAAAUAAGACCGAGAAUGAGCUUUUGGGACGCAGAGGAGCCGAGGACAGACUUUCGGAGGUUCAGCGACUUCUCCGAAUCUCUUCCGAGGAAGAAGAUCGUCUGCGAGUUGUUGUCGAAGAGCGUGAUCAGAAGAUCAAGGACAUUGAGGAGGCAUCCAACAAGACCACCAUGCGUGUUACCCUCCUCGAAGCCGCCCAGCUGAGCGCCGAACAAACACAUACUGAGAUUAAGAAUCGUCUCGGCAUCUCAGAAAUCGAGCUUCGUGACGCCAAGCAGGAGGCUCACCACUGGCGCUCUGAGGCCGAGCAUGCAAGAGAAGCGGCUCAUCGCCAAGCCGAUAGCAUCGUCCAAACUAUUAAAGAGAACAAGCAUCUACACAAGCUAAUCGAUACCCUCAGCGUCCAGCUUGAAGAGAACGAGCGGAUCAGGGAUACUUGGCGAGCCAAGUUUGUGGCUCUACAGGAUGAUAUGGCUCAUGCUGCCCGCGAAAUCACGGAGGAGAACUCCCGUCGCUCGAAGAAGGAGCAAGCCCUCCUUGCACGUCAAGAAGUACUCGAUGCUAGACUCCAAGCUGAGGCGCGGACACGCGAACGUCUCGAAACUGAAAUUGAAAGGUUGGAGAACGGCGAGCGCGCUGGUAUGAGGGCCGUAAGCGAAUGCAAGCGACUCGACGUGCUGCUCAUCGAGCUUCGCAAUGAGAAUCAUGCCCUCCACCAGAAUGCCCUUCGGUACCAGAGAGAAAUCCAACAAGCAAGAGAAUCCGCGGCAGUCGAAGUGCAAAGGACACAAACUUCAUUGCAAGCCGAGUUAAACGCUGCUAACAAUGAAGUUAACGUUGUGCGUGAGGAGCUCGAGGAAGAGAUUAGCAAGCUAAGAGCUCAAGUCGAUCAGAUCAAGAUGGAUGCCGACACUGCGAAGGCUCACCAUGAGAUGAUGCUUGAGGAAGCCCAAACGUCGAAGCAGACCGAACUGGAAGAAGCAGAAAAUGUGAGGCGAAGCGAGAUCAGCGAACUGAUUCGUAAGCACCAGAACGAGGUGGAAGAUCUCCAGGCUCGGUACGAACGGCAAAUAAGCAAUGGCACCGAGGACGCACAGCGCACGGAGCAAAACCUUCUAGAGCGACUCAGCCUGUCAACUUCCAAGACUGAACACCUCCAAGACCGCGUUGCCCACCUAGAAGACAAGGUACAGAUUGCACAAGAAGCCGCUAAGGCAGCAGCACAAGCGGCGUCACAAGCUUCAAAGUCUGUUUUGCCCGGGCCUGUUGGUCAGACCAAGCAGCUUGCAGAGGCGAUGCAACUUCCCGAGAAGGUUUCCCCGCAAGCCCUCCGCGAGUCUAUCAUGGUCUUGCAGGAACAAUUACAGGCUCGCGAACAACGAAUCGAGGAGCUUGAGCACGUAGUCGCUAAGCUCGACCCAGAUGCUGCUAUCAAGAUAUCGAAGCGAGAUGAUGAGAUCACGUGGCUGCGAGAGCUUCUCGCUGUAAGACACGGAGAUCUUCAAGACAUAAUCAAUGCGUUGUCAGCCGAAUACUUGAACAGAGAAGCCGUGAAGGAUGCAGCUAUACGCUUGAAGGCCAACUUACAGAUGGAAGAGCAAGAGCGAGAGCGCGCCAUGAAUGGUGGAUCGGCCAUAAACUUACCAAACAUUGCCGCUACUAUUCGAGGAGCCGCCACCCCUCGGGUCGCCCAAGCAGUCAUGCCUUUUGCUACCGCAUGGAGUAGUUGGCGAAAGUCAAGCCAACAACCUGCGCGUCACAAUCUGUCCAGGGGUGUAUCAUUGUCUCCGGCACCGGCCAGAAACUCUACGCCAUCGAAAAUAAAGAACGCUCCUCAAGGUGGCUUCCUGUCCGGCCUCAUGACUCCACCGGCAUCUAGUGUUAGAAACACACCUCCACUGCAGCAACAUCAGGCGCAACCGACCGCAUUUGGCAACACUGGCCGUAUCUACACUGCGGAAGAGUUUGCAAAUAGAUCUCGAGGUGUCUCGAUGACUACCCGGCAAGCCGAAAAGAUGCCCCGGACGAGCACCCCUCCUCUGCAACAAGACCGUCGCCAACCUGUUACUCCUCCGAUGAUGCAGUCCGGUGCAUACGAUUUGGACGCGCGCGUCGAGGAUUUUGACGAUGCUUCUUUCUUUGAUAACUAA
Hypoxylon fragiforme is the source of this 7344-nucleotide messenger RNA. RefSeq lists its product as uncharacterized. Gene Ontology annotation, cellular component: cytoskeleton. The record is from RefSeq and is a predicted model, not a curated record. Lineage: Eukaryota; Fungi; Ascomycota; Sordariomycetes; Xylariales; Hypoxylaceae. Bases 1 to 7344 code for a protein of 2447 amino acids. The transcript is spliced from 3 exons.